Rotaria sp. Silwood2 is the source of this 291-nucleotide messenger RNA. NCBI's taxonomy places the organism in Eukaryota, Metazoa, Rotifera, Eurotatoria, Philodinida, Philodinidae. The record is from the annotation of a GenBank genome assembly.
AUGGUUUAUACUAAGAACAACGAAGUCAUUUUCAGCACUCACUUUAUUCAAAAUGGUUCUUAUAAAUUUCUGGCAAACGUUGAUAAAAAAUCAUAUACUUCAUCAUUCGAUCUGAACGUCCAUUUGAAUCCUCAACAAUCAAACAAUUCAUCUCCAGUUGAAAUUAUGGCUAUGGAUACAUUUGCUUCAGAUGCAAUGAAAAUGAUCAUGGCUCUCAAUAAUUAUCUUGAAGAAAAACAAACCGUAAAUAAUGCAUCAGAAACUCGUUUAUCCACCAGUAUGUCAUCGUGA